UGGUGUACACAUAAUGGCGGUUCCUACUGCUUCAGCUGACGAAAAAAAACUGAAGUUGAAUUAGAGCUGUCGCUAGCUAUUUCAUCACUUUUUCAAAUAAUAAAUUUCUACAGAUUGUAGUACGUGAUGUCAAUGCAACGGAUGUCAAAAUGUGUGACAUAUGCUGCUCACUCCUAGAACUUUUUGAAAGAUAUGAUAGAGACAACCCAAACGGACUACGCUCACCCCUGGUGAAGACAGACAUAUUUAUUUUGUGCAGCUACGUUCAAGCAUGGAAUCAGAGGCAAUGCACCUGCUGUUACAAGGAACCACAGAGCUUCGACAAAUUCAACGCUGUCAUCCAAGGCUUGUUACAGACCGUACUCGAACUUUUACGGCGUCUGCCCUCACAGCUCGGUGGGGGCAUUGCCGACAGUGGCGGUCCCAGGACCCCAACAGAGUCCAAAGCCUCGGGGGAACAGAAAGGAGGAGGAGGAGGAGGAGGAAGCAGCGAGGGUGCGUCGUCCAGUGCCGCGACCAUUACUCAAGGUGGAGGCGGGUUCGAAUUGGAAACUUGGUCCCCCGAAGACCAGGAAAAGCUGUUGCAUUUUACGUCAAAGGCAUUUCUACUCAAUUUUCCACUCUACGUGGCUUUCAAGCACAGCGUCCACUCUAAGUUAGAGGAAGUUUCUCAGUCGGAGGUGACUGCGCUCAGCAGCGUCUGCGAUAUGAAUGACCUGGACAUCCCAGUGCAUCUGCUACGCAAUGUGGCCUUCUUCUGCGGAACCCAAGGCGGCCUAAGCUUGCUCACUGCAUGCUUUCGUCAGGUCCCUGCAAAUCGUCUUCCUAUUGGACUUGCACACGCCCUUGUGUCUCUCGUCUCAAAUUUAAAGCUCUGGAUGAACCUGGCAUCGAUCGUACAACACCUCGUGCCCCUGCGGUCGGCUGUUAUCAAGUACUUGUGCAGCGUAUGUGAAGGCGAGGUUCGUGGCGGAGGAAGUCGCAGCUUGUUUGAGCUGAUGCUGGGCGCUGUGAAGGAUCCUCUCGAUGUGCAGGUGUCUCUCGACAGGGAGGGGUUGGAACUGGCAUUUCGCUGUUUCACCUCUCCCACCCUCACCAUGCGGCUUUCGGGCAUUGCCCAAAUCAAUAGUCAUAUUAGCAUGUACCAGGAGCUGUGCCACAGCGAAACACUGGCUGGUGCACAGACAAUGGGGCGUGCCCUGGCCUCUUGGCUCGUGGAAUACCGUGUCGUGGAGCACCUCUUUGGUCCAAACCUUCAUGUUGAGGUGAUAAAGCAGAGUCAACUCGUGCUGAACCUUCUCGCAUCAGAAGGACGGCUAACGCCGCAACACCUCGAUGCAAUGUGGAGCGCCACACAGCUAAAGCAUUGCGGAAGGCAGGUGCUGGAUCUGUUGGCUCCACUAAUACGCAGCCUCCAUCCGCUCCCAGCACGGCACCUCUACGCUAGGCUCUGUGCUACUCCUCCACGGGAACACAACGAACAGACUCUGCUGUUGGCAUCAUCGUUAAUCAAAUAUCUUUGGGCAAGCGCUGGAGGACGCAUGCCGUCGUCUCUCGAUCCCGAAGACCGAGGCAGCCCUUUCACGCUAAUCGUGCGAGGUCAGCUGCAUGUACCACCUGAACUGCGCAGAGUGGGUAAAAAGCCAUUUGGCACCAGAGGCCUGAAAGGUGUCACUGUAGAUGGCAGCGAAGAUGAUGACGAAGAAGAGGAUGAAGAUGAUGAUGAGGGCCUCUUUCGCACUCCCAGGGGACAGUUACAAACAGUAGCAGGAGCGGCCGAGAGGCCUCCGGUUGGGGAAUCUUCGUCCGAAAGCCCAGGAAGCUCUCCUGCACGUAUGAGGGGAGUCCCAGGAAGGCGGAGUUUACAUCCGUGGACGCCUCAUCAGCAUCCUCCUGCAAGGGAUGAUGAUGAAGAGGAGGAAGAAAGUGGUAUGAGUGGAGGAGAGGAAGAAGAGGAGGAAGAGAGUGAGGAAGAACUGAGCAGCGAAGAAGAAGCGAGGCACACCACCCCAGAGCAGGCCACUGUGCACCCUCCCCCUCCACCUCCUAUUCUGGAGAGAGUGCUUACAGAGCCUGCCCUUACCACAGGGCAUGCCAUGGCUGCCUUGCAAGGGACCAACGGUAAAGCACUUGAGGAUGACCCCAAAACGGAAAGCAACAAGGCUAGAGCUUCUGUUGACAGUGACAACAAGAUGGGCAACGGGUCAUCGGCAAGUUUGCCCCGGAAUACGUCAGGGAAGCCCGAUGACGCCGCCAAUGUGGAAAGCAAAACGAGCAACGUGUCCGAGCACAGAAAUGACGUUCAGAGUGCAAGGCACAGCGGUGCAGACGGUCAUGCCAGGGUUUCGUCUCCCAGUACCGUCCCUCAGCGUCGAGAUACACCGCCUGCUUUAGACGUGGAGCAGAUAUGCCAGCCUGGCAACACUCUCCUCUGGGAUUUGUUGCAAGACGGCAAAAUCGAGGAAUUGGGUGAAGAACUGGCACUUGAGGCGGAGAAGAUCCUGUGCAGUCUCGUCUGCUGGUCCUUAGACAAAAUGAUUCGCAUGAAAUUCAUUGAGGGCUGUCUACAUAACUUGGCUAAUAGCAGGUCUGUGGUAGUUUCGCUUCGCUUGCUUCCUAAGCUCCUAGGGUCUUUCCAACAGUUCAGGGAGGGUAUUGACACUCAUUAUGUCACCAUGUGGGCCGAACGCGAGCAUCGCAUGAUGCAACAUUUUCUAAACGACCUCGUCAACUACAUGGCAACCCAUCGUGACGGGAAAGCAACGGCACACAAGUGUUACAGCCACACAGACCAGAUUCAAGUGCGGCUGCAUUUCUUGUCGUGCGUUUUUUCGACAGCUGGGUCGCCAGACUCCUUUCGCCUAAACCAAGAACAGCUCGAUGUACUGUGGUCCUGCCUUGCACUGGACCCUGAAUGCAGCAAUGAAUUGUUCUCGUGGCUUCUGAAUCAAGUUCGCAGUCGAGAACAGCAUGCUUUGGGUGCAGACCUCUUCAAGCACCUGCUACUGCAGAAGCUACCUCAACUUCCGGCGGCUACUACCAGCAUGACGGCUCUAAAUCUGCUGCAGCAGCUAAGCAGCCAAGCCCAAGAAGCAGCUAGCGCAUGUGGAAUAAACCAGCUCUGGGAAAUAGCACUAAAGGCGCUGAGUACUGACGUCAGUAUGGCUGCCAUCCAGUACCUCAACAACUUCUACUUCAACGUGCACCAUGGAACACUAGAACACGAAGAAGAAUUCAUUCAGCGCUGCAUGAAAAGCCUCUCUGUAGCCUCGGAUGCUCUAUCCAAUUCGCCGCAGCGAGAAGAGAUUACGCUGAUGGUGGUGCAGAGGGCGCUGCAGCUGCUCAAGAUGCACCUGGAAGCCUUCCUGCGGCGGUAUGCAUUCCACCUGCGGCGGUGGGCUCUGCAGGAACCACACCACGGGACAGGGGGACAGCUACCGCACCUGUUGCUUCUUCUUCCUCACCGGGCUGCAGCCAGCCCUGCGGCUCCAACUCCAACAGCACUUGAAGGGGGAGUGGGGACAGCCGGAACUCGUCUGCGUGUCGUCUGCCAACCUGCUGGGUUGCCCCACAAGAUUACGCUGGAGUUGCAGAGCAAUGACUUCGUAGCCGACUUGCGUGCCGAGGUCUCGCACUGGUGGGAGAAGCUUGAACAGGCAAGCCAGAUAGAUUCCGAUCUUGGAGGGCCGGUUCCGAGCUGUUCCUCGCCAGGGCUGAUCCGUAUGAUCACUCAGGGACAGGAGCUCACCACAGAUCUGGAUGAGAAGACCCUCUCUGAAGUGGGCUUCAAAGAUCAUCAGUUGGUGUUUGUCUCCGUGGGAGCAGCUCGAAAUGCUGGCCGCAAACGUGUGGCAGGGGGCGACGGAGUUACCGGUGGUAUGGGUCCCGAAGCAGCGUGUCUGCUUCCAUGCCCAGCGAGGGACCGCCUUCCCACUCUGCUGCUGCUGCGCCCCGCGUACCUAGAUCAGCUGUUUGCCCUGAUGCAGCAGCUGGGGAACGUACGCACCCGCAACCGUGCUGGGGAGCCAGUGCUUCACACAAAGGCCCAAGUACUCUCUCGUAGGGUCUGGGAAAUACUUACGAUGCUUCCAACAUCACCAGCCAUCUUGCGUGAUUUUGUCACCAUUGCUAAGGAUUCAACAACAGAGAGCACUGCAGCUACGAUGCACGUCCUUCUGAAUCCAGAAGUGCCACAGAAGCUGCUGUAUUCCCUGCAGAUCGUAGAGUCUCUGCGACAGCAGAGCAUGCGACCGUCUGCCACUUUGAAGGGACGAAAGGCAACACCUUCGAACAGUAAUGUCGAAGCUAGCGGGACGCAUCAGACAUGGGCCGAAAAGUUUGUGGCUUGCGGCGGACUGCGGCACCUCUUCGACAUUUUUGCCUCGGGUGUCCUGCACCCAAGGGAAGGCGAAGAAUGGAACGAGUGGGCAGAGGACUGUUUGGCGUGUCUCCUACGUGUCAUCUAUCACUUCGGUCUCGAAAGCGGGCAAGGGAUCGACAGCCCGACCGUCGACGAAGUUCCCGACACGGCGCUGGAAGCGUCGCGCAAACGAGCCAAACGCCACAAGAAAGGGUCGGUGGAGCGACUGGUAGUUCCUAAAUUAAACCAGGUGUUGCUAGACAUGCUGGGGAGUGGUGAAAAAUCUGGCAGCGAAGCUUCAGACCAGGAGUCUUCCAGCCUAGAACGUCUCCUUUCCGGUGCGCUGGGAGCAGGCACCGCAUCCUGUGACCCCCAUCAGUUGAGAACCGGCUUCUGGGGUAGGGCUCACGUGGUCCACUGUGCCAUGCGACUUCUAGCAUCCUGGGCUCACUCGCGACCUACAGAACACCUCCUACUUCAGCCUGGCUCGCGCCUCGAUUCCUGGCUCAAGCAGCUUGUCCUCGAUGACCCAGACCCUGCAGUGCGGCGUGAGGCAUGCACUGGCUUGUACAGACUAUGUCUUGGCGUUACUACGGAUGGCAAAUCGGGCCAGUCGCACGUGGGACCUCUCUUGGCAAGUCUGUUGGGAUUCUUGCCGGCUGCACAAAACAUGAAGCUGCUGCACCCUGAUGAAGGUGAAAAGGAACCAUUUGGUCCUGGAUGCAGGGACUAUUUCUUCUUGGCUUGUCAACUGGUUGAUAACCUGGAUGAUGAGGUAUUGCCAGACCAGCGGUCCCUGGUAGACCUCGACGCUCUGUCCGCUUACCUGGCCGAAGCAAUCCUGACUCGGGACAUCCGCGAGGCUCGACACGACCCGGUAGAAGACGACGGACUCUACGGGUUGCUCUCUUUGGCCACAUCAGUCGCAAAGCACAACCCUCCGUUCAAGGUCUCCAAAGAAGGACAGGAGUUUGUGCUCGGUGUCUUCGAGUGCCUGUUUGCUGUUCCAAGCGGCGGAAGCCCUCCCGGACAGCGACUUCAACCGAAGUGCAAGUCUUCCGGAGUUCGUUCCGCGGCCUACGACCUGCUCGUGGAGCUCGUCCGUGGUGCUCCGGACAACUUCCGACUGUUGCAUGCCAAACUGUUGCAGCAGCACUCCGCAAAAUCUCACAGUCCGUACCCGUGGGACUACUGGCCGCACGAAGAUGGCCGUUCGGAGUGCGGCUACGUGGGUCUGACGAACCUGGGAGCGACGUGCUACUUGGCAUCGUGUAUGCAACAUCUGUACAUGAUGCCUCAAGCUCGAGCAUCCAUACUCUCUGCAAAGAUGAUCUCUGAAGGGAAACAUGGCCAAACGCUGAGGGAGCUGCAGAGGAUGUUUGCCUACCUCCUGGAGAGCGAGCGGAAGGCAUACAAUCCUCGAAGCUUCUGCAAAGCGUACACCAUGGACCACCAGCCCCUCAACACUGGGGAACAGAAAGACAUGGCGGAGUUCUUUACGGAUCUCAUCAGCAAGCUGGAGGAGAUGACUCCACAGCUGAAAGAGCUUGUGAAAACCCUUUUCUGCGGAGUGCUUUCCAACAACGUUGUGUCGCUUGACUGUGCUCACAUCAGCCGCACUGUUGAGGAGUUCUAUACUCUGCGUUGUCAAGUAGCGGACAUGCGGAAUCUUUACGAAUCUAUGGAUGAGCUAACUGUGAAGGAUACUCUGGAAGGUGACAACAUGUAUACCUGCUCACAGUGUGGCAAGAAAGUCCGUGCAGAAAAGAGGGCAUGCAUCAAGAAGCUUCCACGCAUCCUCUGCUUCAACACCAUGCGUUACACGUUCAACAUGGUGACGAUGAUGAAAGAGAAAGUGAACACUCACUUCUCAUUUCCGCUGCACCUGGACAUGUCAAAUUACAUGGAGCAUAACUUGCUGCCCAGUCACAAAGAGCCAAAAGAGGAACCAGAAGAAUGUUACGACUACGACCUAAUAGGUGUGACGGUGCACACGGGGACAGCGGACGGCGGACAUUAUUACAGCUUCAUCCGCGAACGGCAGAAUCCUGGAAAGGACAAGUGGUUUCUCUUCAAUGAUGCCGAAGUGAAACCAUUUGAUCCAUCGCAUAUUGCAGCAGAGUGCUUUGGAGGAGAAAUGACGAGCAAGACCUACGAUUCUGUGACAGAUAAGUUUAUGGACUUCUCAUUUGAAAAGACAAAUAGUGCGUACAUGCUGUUCUACGAGCGACGGAGCGGAACAAAAGAGUCCGAAGGGUUGAUUCCACGCAGCGGAAGCAUGUCUGGAAAACUUGCACCCGUUAGUGCUGAGGCAGCAUCAGAACCAAAUGCUUCCAGCACUUUUCAAUUGUCUCCGGAGCUUGCUGAGUGGAUCUGGCAAGACAACAUGCAGUUCCUACAGGAUAAGAGCAUUUUUGACCACACAUACUUCAACUUCCUGUACCAGAUUUGCGGCUGCAUACCACAAACGUUUCCAAGUUCAGACGACAUCACAUUGCUCUCUGCCAAGCUGGGGACAUCGUUUGUGCUCGAAACCCUCAUCCAUGCCAAGGAAAAACCAACAAUAGCCCAGUGGAUUGAGCUGCUAACCAAGCAGUUCAAUGCUAGCCAGUCUGCAUGCGAGUGGUUCUUGGACCACAUGGCUGAAGACGAGUGGUGGCCGAUUCAAAUCUUAAUCAAGUGCCCCAAUCAGGUGGUCAGGCAGCUGUUCCAGAGGCUAUGUAUCCACGUGAUCAACCAGCUGCAGCCAUGCCAUUCUGCCCUUUAUCUUCAGCCUUAUCCUGACAGUGAUGAUUCGUCAGACGUGGAUCUCAGCCAGAUUGGACGAUAUUCAUGCGUCACGCGGUUCGUCAAGAAGCUUCUGUCACUGAUCGAGCAUGGAGCGAAGCAACACCUGAAGCAUUUGACAGAGUACUUCGCCUUCUUGUUGGAGUUUGCCAAGAUGGGUGAAGCGGAAUGCCAGUUCCUCCUCUCCAUCGAGGCCGUGUCCACCAUCAUCGCCUUCUAUCUUGGUCAUAAGGCAGACUACGUGGAGAUGGUGUCAGAAGAUGAGGAGGAAGAAGAAGAGGAGGAGGGUGCUGGAAUGGGUGGAGGAGGGGGAAGUGGUGCUCCAACAAAAUACCGGCCACCAUCCCUGGACAAGAUGUUGGCCCUAGUUCUCCUAUUGGUGGAGAAGUCACGGGGCCAGGACCACCGCUUGCAGCUUUCUCAAACGGAUUACAAUGCUCUCACUGGAGGAAAGGGUUUCCCGUUCUUGUUUCAACAAGUGCGAGAUAACAUAUGCCUCCGCCAGACGUGCAACCUUAUCUUCAGCCUGUGCCGCUGGAAUGACCAUCUGGCACCACAUAUAGUGAACAUGUUGUUCUCGGCCAUUACGAAGCAGCCAGAGGUCAGCAGCCCUUUCUUCAAACUCCUCUCUAUGCUUGUGGAGUUUGUCGGUGGACCUCCAGGAAUGCCAGCGUUCACGUCGCUUGUCUUGCAACGCAUUUGGGAGGCUGCGGAGUACUGCCCUCUGCAGUGCCUGGAGUGGUUGACACUUCAGGUUCCACGAAAUAAGGUGGCACACUCAUGGGUUCUUCAAAGUAUGGAUGCCUGGGUGGAGAAGUACCUCAUUGCUCAUGCUCUCCAGAGGGUUCGAAAUGUGGCUGCACUGCUGCUAGUGUCUCUGGUGCCCAGUUCCCACUUCCGUCAAGCGUUUAGGUCGGGCAGAAAUGGUCUUGCGCCACAGAAAGAUGUUCCAAUGGCGCCGGAGGCUGUCAUGGCAAUGCACCAGAUAUACGAGUUCCUGCUUAGGUUAUUAAAGAAAGCCAAGUUGUAUAUAGAUCCUGCUGUUCAUGGCACUGCCAAGCUGAUGUACUACUUCGCCGUUUUGACGUACUGCCUCGUUGGUAAACAAGAAAAACUAAUGUUUAGUCCCUACUUUUUGGACUUGUGGAACCUGUUCCAGCCUGGUCUAUCUGAGCCGGCAAUACCUGUGCACCACAACAAGCAGACCCUGCUGCUGUUCUGGUAUCAAGUAUCCGUCGACUGUGUGGAGAACAUCAAGCUCAUUGUUCAGAAUCCUCACGUAACUAAAAACAUAGCGUUCAACUACAUUCUUGCUGACCAUGACGACCAAGACGUCGUAGUGUUCAACCGGUGCAUGCUGCCAGCCUAUUACGGCCUGCUGAGGCUAUGCUGCCAGCAGUCGCGACCUUUUGCUCGUCAGUUAGCACAACACCAGAACAUUCAGUGGGCCUUCAAGAACAUCACUCCUUAUACUACACUUUACACCGCUGCUAUUGGAGAGCUUUUGAAGCUGAUGGAACUCUUUGUUUGUCCGUCCCCUGGAGCGACUGAGCAAGAGCAACGUGAAGUGACACUCUUCAAGCGCACAACCCUGAGCCUGUAUUUGGGCUUGGACCCCAGGGUUUGCUGGGCUACCUUAGUGGCAGCCCUCAGGGUGCUCGUCCAGGGUCCCCACGACAGGCUCUUUGUCCUGGCCAACAGUGGCCUCCCAGUUUUAUUCCAGGCACUGCACACCCUGCAUGUGAUGUACCACGAAGCGACGGCGUGCCACGUGACGGGAGACCUGGCCGACCUCCUGUCGUUGGCACUGGACCUGUUGCGCACUUGCACGGCCAUGCAGCAAGUGGCCCAGGAGUCGCGGUCUGCAGCGGCCAUGCUCCGUACAUGGCCAGAGCUGGGAGACACCCUGCGACGCCUACUAACCCUGCUCAACACAUAUGUGCCUCCGCAAGUUCGUCUGCUCUGCCUCGACGUGCUAAAGGAACUGGUGAUGCUUCAGCCUCGAGAAACUGUGACCUCCAUCGUGCCUCUCCUUGCAAGCUGUCACAGCACAUUCCUCGAAAGCAGUGGUCUUAUGACAACUGGGCCCUACUUCCCAAGAAGAGGUCAAAAGGGCUACCCUACAAAAUCUGCUGUUCGUCCACAGAGACCAAUCUUACAGAUGUUCCUACACCUGAGUCAACUCGAAGCAUCAAAGGGAGUGGAUGCAGAGUAUGACCAGGCCCUUUUGGAUUUCUUCCUCCCUUACCACCGCUUUGUGGAAACAGUUUUUCGAGCAGCAAUCGGGCAGAAUAUUGUCACUCAGGAUCUCGUCAAUCUCAGUGCAAUGGUUUCUAUUGAAGGAAUUCCUCUUCACAUUGACCUCAUUCCAAAACUAUGGCUUGAAGUACUUGAAGGAGAUAAUGCUAAAGAAUUUGGAGAGUUCCUCCGUAACAGCAGCUACGUAACAAACUGCGUGUCUGCGGUUCUCCUGGAGGAGCGGGGCUACCUCAACAAUCCCAUGGUGUUUCGACUGUUCUCCUUGCUUGUGCCAAAGGUCGGCAAACAAGUACUGAAAGAGAGUGUAACAAACCUCAUCCUGUCGAGGGCCGUGUCCCUCGUAAUGUCAGACUCGUCCGGAGACGUGUUGAAACACGCUCGCCGUAUCACUGCCGACCUUCGUGCGACGCUAUUAGUGCUGCUGGUGCAGAAAAACAGCGCCAUAUGUCCUGGGCUGGCCGAGUACUUGGACACGUUGGAGGCCCACUGUAAGGAUAGUCUGCAUCCAAAGGAGGAGGGAACCUCCUCUGUAGAAACAGCAAAGGCAACAGAAGAGACAACAUCAAAUGGUGAGGAAAUAGGUGACCCGGGUUCAGAUAACCCGCCUCCGAAGAAACCACGGAGCACGGAAAUGGAAAACGGGGAGACCAACAACGUCACGAAACCCUCGACUCAGCCGGCUGGUGCAUCCGACUCGGAAACCGUGCGAGUUAUGUUAGAAACGGUGAAGGAGCUGCAAACGGUGCUGGCGAAACAGGAACAGCCCUCCUCGUCGAUGGAAGCAUCUUAGUGAACAUUUCUAUGUGGCUCAAACGUAUUGUCAUGGAGCAAUAGUGUGUGGUAGUGUUGUUGUGUGCAACCGGUGCUCUGAAAAGUGGCACAGAGGCAAAAAACAAAACACAAAAAAAAACGUGCAUUUGAUCAUCUUCAAUAGGAUGUAGUUCCAAAUGGUGGCCUGCCUAGCGGCCAGUUCCUGUUUUUAAUGUCACUUUUUUCUUUGCGUCUUUGGUUGAUGCACUGACGGAACAGAGCCUGAUGGCGCGGAGCAGUGGGCGGAGAAAAUGAGCUCAGAAAAAAAGGGAGAUCGAGUGUGGCCAACUUAAUGUCAAAGUGUUACUGUUUUGAAGCAUGGAAGAUCUUCUCAAUGUGUGACCAUACAAGAUCAAUUUUUUUUGUUUCUGUUCAAGUUGUUCGUUGCUUCAGACUGAAAAGGAAAAAAAGAAACGAAACAGACGGGGCGCAAUCUGUGCUCGAAGUAAUGGAACUCUGUCCUGCUUGAUUUUUGCGCGAGUGAGCCUUUAUAUGUAUGCCAGCACUGGAUGGGGAAGAUCAGUUCAGAAUAUGAAAUCAUAUUGUACCGUUUUCUUAUUGUUACUUUUAUUAUGCCUUUUUGCAUUUUAGCUUGUACUUAGGUACGGAGCAUUUCACGCAGAAAAACGAUGUGUCGUAAAACAAAAAAAUGCACACUGCUCGUUGCUGCCAGACAGUCAAUAGUCUCUGUAGCCACGAAUCCACGGCUUUUCGGGUUUCUCAUUCUGUAAGACCGCGGUGAUCGUACCGGUUGAAACAAAACCCUUCCCUGCUCUUUUUUUCCAUGUUGUCCUUCCUGUUUUUCUUUGCUGUUUAAACACCAGCUGUGAUACACAUAAGCCUUUUGGACACUGUAAAAGGUAUUAACAUCUUUCUUUUUUCUUCUACGCAGUGAAAGCCUUCACUGUUAAAGAAAUAACACCUUCAUAUGUAAAAACGAAUGUGGAAAAACUAUGAAGCGCUGUCAAAACAUUUGCCUGCCUAUAAAUAUAUACAUAUAUAUUAUAUAUAUAUGAUGUAUAAUGUACAUAAAGUGCUUUUGUUAUUGCAAAAUUGCAAACUCACAUGUGGCGUGUUGGUACACACUGCUACAUUUUGGGCGGGGAGUAGACACCAGCCUCGUGCGAGGUUGCCUUUUAAGUUAUUACAGGCAAUUAUUACAGUAUCACUAAGGCCUAUCUUUGGUUGAUAAGAGAGUAGGAAAAUUUGCAUAUUUAUUGCAGAGUUUUUUUUUUAAUAGGCAAAGGAAAUGGGGAGAUAGAAUGGGUCUUGGUGGUACAGUUGUGAGCGUUCCCUGUUUGUGUACUUUCUGUUUGAUUGAAUGUACAUAUUAUUUUUAAAAAAGAAAUGGCGCAUGGUGCUGUUCUCAAAUGUUUGUUUCUCAAUGUUUCUUUCCAACAUUUCUGGACAUCACAGUCUUGUGUUGCUGUAAGCCACCACUUUCUCUCAUGUGAUGCUGUAUCCCAUCAUCACUUGCAAUGAUAAAGAAAGAAACUUGCUAAAUUUUGUUACUUAGGUAGUACAGUUCUUGUUAGACAUUACAAAAUCCCAUGUUAAAACUGCAGUCUGAGCUUCUUGGCGCAUAUUUUAAAAUAGAUAAAGACGAAUCGAGAUUUUGCCUGCAUUUGUCAUUUCUACUCAUUUCAUCUUUGUCAGCCGAAAUUUCCACCUUAAUAACUUGUUUUUCCUGCUCAUCAUUGGAAAACAAUCGCUCAUACUCCAAGUCAUUAUUUGUUGUAAUAAAGCGGUAAUUUAUGGUA
Molecule: messenger RNA, 11976 nt
Organism: Ornithodoros turicata
Lineage: Eukaryota; Metazoa; Arthropoda; Arachnida; Ixodida; Argasidae
Product: ubiquitin carboxyl-terminal hydrolase 34-like
Exons: 76
Coding region: 150-10196 (3348 amino acids)
Biological process (GO): protein deubiquitination
Cellular component (GO): nucleus; cytosol
Molecular function (GO): cysteine-type deubiquitinase activity
Source: RefSeq, a predicted model, not a curated record